Pygocentrus nattereri (red-bellied piranha) is the source of this 2732-nucleotide messenger RNA. It is a transcript of the gene vopp1b, whose product is annotated as VOPP1 WW domain binding protein. The transcript is spliced from 5 exons. NCBI's taxonomy places the organism in Eukaryota, Metazoa, Chordata, Actinopteri, Characiformes, Serrasalmidae. The record is from RefSeq and is a predicted model, not a curated record. Gene Ontology annotation, cellular component: cytoplasmic vesicle membrane. The coding region runs from base 201 to 710 and encodes 169 amino acids.
GAAAAAUCACCCAACGCUAUUAGCAUUGACAGUACAGGCUAAGCUACGGAUACGCGAAUGCUACAGUAAACGUUACCGCUUUGUGUAGAGACAGAGGCGACCAUGUAGUGAAACAAUGGGCGUGAAAUUGGCCAUGAAACCGUAUUCGUGACAGAUAUUUCACUACUUUGUGCCAAAAAAGAGGGAAGAAGCGACUUAAGAUGAAGAGCCAUCGAGCGGGUGUUAUCCUAACGUUAUGGGUGCUCGUAGAGUGUAUAGAGGCUAAGAAGUACUGCUGGUAUUUUCAGGAAGGAUACCCCACUUACUUCAUAUGUCGCUCGUAUGAGGACUGCUGUGGAACUCGCUGCUGCGUCCGAGCGCUCUCCAUCCAGAGGCUCUGGUACUUCUGGUUGCUGCUGAUGAUGGGCGUGCUCUUUUGCUGUGGAGCUGGCUUUUUCAUUCGCCGACGCAUGUACCCAUCUCCUCUCAGUGAAGAGCCUGCCUUUAACGUGUCUUUCACCAGACAGCCUGUCAGCACACCAGUCUCUCAGCAGCCUGGUAUUCAGGGAUAUGGUGACCCCGGUGGUGCCAUGACGAUGCCUCUAGCCCCUGCUUACCCAGGCCAGCCCAGUACAGCCCACAUGAUGAGCUCCUACCCACCGCCGCCAUCCUACUGCAACCACCCCCCUCCCUCUUAUGACCAGGUCUUCAAGACCACUGAGAAAAAGUAGGCUUGGGCCACACAACAGCACGGCGCACCAUACCAGAUCACUGGUUUGAGUUGGGACGAUACUACACCGCUCAACAGCUCCAGCGCCCUAGGUGGCCCUCCAGUAGUGGAUACUGAGAUUUUUCAUUUUUUUUCCCCUCCAUUUGUAUGCUUCUUUUAGGACAUGAUCAGUUUCUCCCCUGACCCCCCUGUUCAUUGUUCAACAUUGUAGAGCUGCAUCAUAGCCAUGUAUUUAAUCAGACCCCUUCACAUAAGUGAAGAAACUGAACAUUUUUGAAAGGGAGGACAUGGCAGAAUAUGAAUGAACAGCAUGUGAUCCAGAACAGCCCUAAUCAAGUUUCACAGGAGGAACGGAGAGGAGCCAAGUGAUUGAUUGCACCACCCUGAAAAGAAAACAGCAUUAAGUCUAACCUCGUCUCAAUCAUUUGAUUUGAUGGAAGGAAAUGUCCAAGUUGACUUUGAAGCACACUUCCCCUUCCCUAAAAUCCACUGACACGGUCCGUCCAGGCGAUUUGGUGGCCUGGCAAAUGGAGGCUCUGUCCUUGGAACACACUGUGCCACUAAUGGACUGAGCAUUUUAACUGUGUUUUAACUCUGUCAGUGGUAUAAAGAGGACCUCUGCUGGCAUCAACAAUAACCCUUGUGCUGAAACCAAGCAUUUGGUUUUCCUACAGAAGAAAAAGGCAAUCGAGCAGCUGUUAUAGGAACCAAGCUGUGGCUUUUUAAAUGAAAUCAAGGACAAAGUACAUCUCCUCUCUUAAUCUACCCUCCCACCAAAGCCAUGUGAUUAAACCUCUCUGUUACACGCCAGGGUGUCCGAUUUUUGUAAGCACAGUUUUGUAAGCACAGUCGAGGUCUAUUCCAAGUUGGUUUCAUUGAAGAAGAAAAAUGCCCAGAGCACAGGUCCAGGGAGACCCCAUGUCAUUCAGAUCAUUGCCACUCAGACAACCUGGAAUAAAAUUUGAGCCAUUAAAAAUAAAUAUUGUUACUUCUGUUUUAAUCAUUGGUCUCUGCAAGGCAGGUUGAAUUAAUCCUAGUGCGUUCAGGACUUCUAGCAGGCUGUUUGUUUUUUGAGACUUAUUUGGAGCGAAAGAUGUCAUUCACUCAGUAGCACAUUUCUGUUGGAUUUAGGCAAGACCUAGAAUAAACUGAGUUGUCUGACAUACCUGCCUCUAAAUGAAGAAGAUUCCCCAGAAUGUUUUGGAGAAAAAUGCAGCAGCCCUACACAGAACCACAGCUAAAAACUGCAUUCAAUUAUUGGGCUCUUUUCACAGUAACACGUCACCUUUCUUUAACAACAGCUACCAUGAGGAGACAAGCAUGCCAAGAAGAUGCUUAGCAUUUAAUAGCAAGCCAUUUGGAUGCUGCAAGCUGGUUUAAUAUUAACAUUUCAAUUUAAUGAUGAGCCUGAGGCCAACUGAAUGUUUCUAGCCCAGUAAAUCCUAAGUAGCACAGUUCAGGAGUUCUUUGAGUGUUUUGGAGGAGAGAUUUCAAAAGUGCUAGCAUGAGUAAAUGUGUUUUAGAAAUGUUUAAUGAUGAGUAGCAUCUGUGUUAGGACUGAAAUCUGGAAAUUAAAGUUUUGAUCAGUGCAUUGUAUGCUAGUUUUGCCCAUGUUGAUUAUGUAAACUUAUGUUCAUGGCUAUUCUAUGCAAAUGAAAGACAGGGUCAGUUUGCUAUGAGUAUGAUUUGUUUAGGUGUUAUAGUUGGUUGGUGCUUUGCUCUAAUUAUGGUACCAGUGUAUCAGAUUUGGCUAGAAACACAUGUAAUAACUGGAAAAGUGACAAUGAGUGUUUCUCUUGACUUCAGCAAUGACAGUGAGGUCGACUUAGCUUUCCGUCCUUUGUCUAAAAUAAUGAUGGACAGAACACUGUACUUCAAAAUAUGACAAUUCUGAUGUUAACUGUCAUGUUGUAUCCAGUAAACAGUCAUUGAAAUGUCAGUAUCUAUGAAAUAAUGUAACUCGAUGUCAGAGGACACCAGUUCAUCAUGAAUACAGUAAUAAACCUCCCUCUCAUUCUCCCCA